GCCCAAAGCGCUAGCAUACGAUCGCGCCGGACGCGACUGGCGUUACCUCGACGACUUCAUCGACAGUAGCGUGAAGCAGAAGAAUGCAACCGAGGCCAAAAGGCUUCGGGCGGAGGGAACAUUUUGGAACGUCGUGCCAGGAGCUGCGAAAAACUUUCCCACAGAGUGGGAAACAGGAUCGGAUGAAAACGUCUGCGGUAUUUUCAUUCAGCUAUGUUGUCUGCCAGUUCAAGCGCCUAUCAGACUGACGGGAGUGUCUACAUUGCCGCAGGCGUUGCCUUCUACUUCCCAGCGAUGAAAGAGAGAGCAGCUUCCAAGAAGGCUAACUCUACCCUGGAACAGACUUGGGGAGUACCAUUCGCCGUGGCCCCUUUUUACGGAAAGAAUGUGGUCCCUGCGUUGAAUCGGGAAUUCCCGGCAUACGUCCCUGAAGGCUCGAACAAUAGUUCAGUGGUCUUCCAUCAGAUGUCUGGCAAUCAAGGCUUCAAGGACGAUCUUUAUGUCCUCUUCACGAAUUCGACCGAAGACAGAGUCAAUCCCAGGCAGCGUCUGGCGGACUUCAAAGUCGCCUUGGUAGGUGUGGCCGGCACUCUUUAUAACAGAGGCGAAAUACUUGUUGCAAUGUGUGUCCAGGACCCGAUCGGUCCGACGCAAGACUACGCAGAAUAGCUAAUGAUUAUUAUGUUUUGAACGAAAGGGAAUGGAACGACAUGAACGUCGGGGAAUGGACACUGAAAUUCCGCGACAUGGUCGAGGCAUAUGUGAAUCACCAUCACAGCGGCAUGGUACCGAAUCCAUGGACUUUGGGCAUAGGCAGCUCUGCCUGGCCUGAAUUUACGGGAAUCAACAC
Messenger RNA from Filobasidium floriforme, 850 nucleotides. RefSeq lists its product as uncharacterized. Bases 214 to 669 code for a protein of 151 amino acids. The record is from RefSeq and is a predicted model, not a curated record. The transcript is spliced from 3 exons. NCBI's taxonomy places the organism in Eukaryota, Fungi, Basidiomycota, Tremellomycetes, Filobasidiales, Filobasidiaceae.